Molecule: messenger RNA, 1701 nt
Organism: Tarenaya hassleriana
Lineage: Eukaryota; Viridiplantae; Streptophyta; Magnoliopsida; Brassicales; Cleomaceae
Product: serine/arginine-rich splicing factor SR45-like
Exons: 12
Coding region: 167-1432 (421 amino acids)
Biological process (GO): mRNA splicing, via spliceosome
Cellular component (GO): ASAP complex; cytoplasm; nucleoplasm
Molecular function (GO): RNA binding
Source: RefSeq, a predicted model, not a curated record
UUUACAUUCCCGCGGUUGGAAUCGGUCGGGCUCGAGCCGAGCUAUCUCCUUUUGCACCUUCCCACGGUCCCACAAGUCUCUCUCACGUUCUUUUAUCCGUUAGGGUUUUGUGCAGGGGUUUCGUUUCACUUGGGGGCUUCAGCUUCAAUCUCGUCGAUUUCCUCCCAUGGCGAAGCCGAGUAGUGGACGUCGCUCUCCGUCCGUCUCUGGUCCGGGUUCGUCCUCUCGUUCUCUGUCGCGGUCGAAUUCCAGGUCCAGAUCUCGUUCCCGCUCUGGUUCCAGCCCGUCGAGGUCUCUCUCGCGUUCCCGCUCCCGUUCUAGAUCGGCCUCUUCGUCUUCUUCUCCUUCGCGGAGCGUAAGGUCCGGAAGCCGCAGUCCUACACCUCGUCGAAGAAGCCCUUCAGGACCUGCUAGACGAGGUCGCUCUCCGCCUCCACAUUCUAAACGAGCCUCUCCACCGCCAAGGAAAGCUUCACCUAUGCGGGAGUCUCUUGUUCUUCAUAUCGACUCGCUCAGCCGGAAUGUGAAUGAAGGCCAUCUGAAAGAAAUAUUCAGCAACUUUGGUGAAGUAGUGCAUGUGGAGCUUGCGAUGGAUCGGGCUUUUAAUCUACCAAAAGGAUAUGCAUAUGUUGAAUUCAAGGCAAGAGCUGAUGCUGAGAAGGCGCAACUGCACAUGGAUGGUGCCCAAAUCGAUGGAAAUGUUGUUAAAGCCAAGUUCACGCUGCCUCCUCGUAAGAAAGUAUCUCCUCCCCCUAAACCCGUUUCAAGUGCACCAAAAAGAGAUGCUCCGAGAUCUGAUAAUGCUGGCGCUGACAGUGAGAAAGAUGAGCCUAAACGUGUGAGGGAAGCUUCUCCUUCACGAAAACCUCUGACUUCUCCAAGAAGGCGGUCACCUGUGCCUAAGAGAGGUGAUUCUCCUCCUCGACGAAGGUUGGAGUCUCCUAUCCGUCGUAGAGGUGAAUCUCCCAACCGUCGUGGUGAUACACCACCAAGACGCAGGCCAGCAUCCCCAUCUAGAGGCCGUUCUCCGACUUCUCCUCCAAGGCGGUAUAGGUCUCCUCCUCCAAGUAGGGGCUCCCCCCGAAGGAUACGUGGCAGUCCUGUUAGAAGACGUUCUCCUCUGCCUCUAAGGCGCAGGUCACCUCCUAGGCGAAUCCGCAGUCCUCUUAGAAGAUCUCCGAUCCGAAGGCGUAGCCGAUCGCCCAUCCGUAGACCUGCCCAUUCUCGCUCAAGGUCAAUCUCACCUCGGAGGGGCCGAGGUCCGGCUGGGAGACGUGGGAGGUCACCUUCCUCCUCUAGUUCACCUAGUCCCCGCAGGGCUCCCAGGAGGAUAUCAAGGAGCCGCAGUCCUAGGAGGCCAUUGAGAGGAGGAAGAAGAAGAAGCAACAGCAGCAGCAGCAGCAGCAGCGGGAGCUCACCUCCUCGGGGAUGAAUCAUAGGUAAAAGAAAAACUUGCAUUCUCUUUACAUAUAUUAUCUUUUGCUCGCUCUCCCUUGUUUUAUUUGUCUGUCAUUACGGCCUCGUAUCUUUCUACCGGCCACUGUUGCUCCUCCUCCGACCGAGAGGCUCUGGUCUCAACUUUCUCCACUGGUCUUUGGUGACUCUGAGACAUCGGUGGUCCUUACUUUGGGGUCUUCAUGUGUGUGUCUUGUUCAUGUCUCUCGCUACUCUUUUAUAUAUAAAGAAUACUUGAGAAUGAUU